CGAUGGAUGAUGACGCAGGAAAUCCUCUCUGGUCGUACCGGAGCCGUUAGUUUCUUCUCCGGGAGCGGUUUUGUGUUGAACCCGGUGAAGAGUGGAACAUGUGUCCGCCGACAGAAGCAGCUUAAAGUCUGUGAGGUUAAGUUUGAGCAGCAGCGACGUGGAUUUGUGCCGGAAACAGGUGAAGACGGACUGCGAGCUGCUGCUGAGCCGCUUCCAGCAAACACAGUCCGUCCGCUUCAAGGUUUUUUCCGGCAUAUGGAGGGACAUAAACUUCUCACACAUCUUCUGGUGAUUGGCAGGAGGAGGAGAGUCUGACGGAGGAGCAGAGGAACGUUGUCAGCCAUUUGGUGUGAGCUCAACAACGGAGGAAACAUGGAUUCUUCACAAGAAAAACAUAAAACCGGCAAUGGAGUGAGACGUCGGACCUCUGAGGAGGAUACCGAUGCUUUGCCAACAACAACAAACACAGAUGAAUCGCUCAGUUGUGAGCAAUGUGACAAGACUUUUAUCACAGCAAGAAAGCUAAAAAUUCACCAACGUUUUCACACUUUGGGCAAACCGUUCAGCUGUGAUCAGUGUGGGAAGACUUUUACUUACAAGAAUACUCUAACAGCACAUCAGCUCAUUCACAGUGGAGUUAAACCAUUCAGCUGUGAUCAGUGUAGGAAGACUUUUACUUCCAAGGGUAAUUUAACAACACACAAACUCAUUCACAAAGGAAUAAAAGCGUUCAGCUGUGAUCAAUGUGGGAAGACUUUUACUCAGAUGAGCAACCUAAGAAGCCAUCAAGUCAGUCACAGUCGAGUUAAACCAUUCAGCUGUGACUUCUGUGGAAAAACUUUCAAGAGGCAAAACGGUCUAAAAUCUCACCAACGCAUCCACACUGGACAUGAUGCUUACACAUGUGAUCACUGUGGAAGGCCAUUUGGUCUGUACUCACAGUUAAAAGCCCAUGAAGCCAUCCACACCGGGGUGAAACCGUACCACUGUGACCAGUGUGGAAGAGGCUUCAACUACAUUUGGAAUCUCAAAGCUCACCAACGUGUCCACACUGGUGAGAAACCAUACAGAUGUGACCAAUGUAAUGAGACUUUUAGUACUUGGGGUUACCUGAAACGACACCAACAGAUCCACACCAGGAAGAGGUCAUUGAACCAAGGUCACAGUGAGAAACGUGAAAACAGCAAUGGAGUCAGACAUCAGAGUUCUGAGGAGGAUAUCGACGGUUCCCUUACAACAACAAACGGAGAUGAAUCAUUCAGCUGUGAUCAAUGUGGAAAGGCUUUUACUUCCAAGAGUGGUUUGACAAGACACCAACGCAUUCACAGUGGAAUUAGACCAUUCAGUUGUGAUCAGUGUGGGAAGAGUUUUAGUCAGAAAGUAAACCUAAGAACCCAUCAACGUAUUCACAGUGAAGAUAGGCCAUUCAGCUGCAAUCAGUGUGGGAAGACCUUUAAACGGGAGCAUCAUUUACACGGUCAUCAACUCAUUCACAGUGGUCUUAGACCAUUCAGCUGUGAUCAGUGUGGGAAAACGUUUCAACAUUUGCAAAAUUUGAACAUCCAUCAAGUCAUUCACAGUGGCAUUAGACCAUUCAGUUGUAAUCAGUGUGGGAAGACUUUUAAACGGGCACAUCAUUUAAAAUGCCAUCAAGUCAUUCACAGUGGAGUUAAACCGUUCAUCUGUGAUCAUUGUGGAAAGGCUUUUACUUCCAAGGGUGAAUUAACAAAACACCAACGCAUUCACAGUGGAGUCAAACCAUUCAGCUGUGAACAUUGUGGAAAGGCUUUUACUUCCAAGGGUGAUUUAACAAAACACCAACGCAUUCACAGUGGAAUUCGACCAUUCAGUUGUGAUCAGUGUGGGAAGACUUUUAAACGGGCACAUCAUUUAAAAGGCCAUCAAGUCAUUCACAGUGGAGUUAAACCGUUCAUCUGUGGCCAGUGUGGAAAGGCUUUUUCUUGGCUGGGCGCCCUCAAAAGUCACCAACUCAUUCACCAUGGAGGUGAACCAGUCAGCUGUGAUCAGUGUGUGAAAACCUUUACUCAGAAAGAACAGUUGUUGAUCCAUCAAUGCCCACACACUGGUAGAAAGAUGUACCGGUGUGAUUACUGUGAAAAAAGUUUCAAUCGCCAACAGAGCCUAAAAUUUCACCAACGCAUCCACACUGGACAUGAUGUGUACAUAUGUGAUCACUGUGGUAAAGUAUUUAUACGGUAUGCACAAUUGAAAGCCCAUGAAGUUACCCACACCGGGCUGAAACCAUACCACUGUGACCAGUGUGGGAAAGGCUUCAACUACAUUACCGGCCUAAGAACUCACCAACGUAUCCACACUGGGGAGAGACCAUACAGAUGUGACCAGUGUAAUGUGACUUUUACAACUUCGGGUUCCCUGAAAUAUCAUCAGAAGAUCCACACCAGAAAGAAAACAUUCAAUCAACAUCACAGUGAGCAGAGCGGCACAGAUGGACAAAACUCUCAGAGUUGUCAGCACUCUGCCAAUGGUGAACAGUGCUGUUGUGACCAGAGUGGGCCAACGUCUAACCAACAAAGAACCCUGCAACCACACCAGCAUAUGCACCCUGGACACAAACUGAAUCACGAUUUCCCCAUGCGGGGUUCAGUAAAAGUUCAUGGAGUCGUCCACAAACUUAAAGUCCUUGAGAUCAGGCUCCACAGAGUUCAGGUCUGGUCUCUUGUUUAGUGUCUUCAUUAAGGUUGCGUUAAGGUUGAUUAAUGAUCUUUUGAUCAUCUUUCUUUUCUGUGUUCUGAUGAGGUUUCCUUAGUUUCUACUUCAAUGUAAAAAUAAAAAUUCUGCAGCCUAAAAGAGUAUUUACCCGCCUGAGAAGUUUUCCUGCUAUUGUUGCUUUUAAUACAGUAAAGAAUGAAUGACUGAGGAAAAAAGAAGUGAGAGAGGCCACCAAGACAAUUAUGACUCCUCUGAAGGAGUUCCAGCUUCAGCAGCUGAGAUGUUAGAGACUGUUCAUCCAACAGCUGUUGUCUGUUCUUCACCAGUCAAAGCUUUGUGGAGACAAAGAGAAAGAAGGUGUUUCAAAAAGUUCAAAUUAAAUCUGGACUAGAGUUGAGCAGAAGACGUGGAGACUCUGAAGUCACCUGAAGAAGGUUCUUUGGUUUGACUUUCUCUUCGUACUUUGCUGCUGCAGUGAGCAGACUGAAAAUUCUGGUUUGAUCUUAAUCACCAUGAACUUAUUUUGUUUUCUAAAAAAUGAGUCUGUAGCUUAUGCAUUGUUAAUUUUUGUGUUCUUUGAUUCUUUAAAAUUAAUUUUCAUUAAAUUUUACUUCUGGUGUUUCAUUUAAAUCCACCUCCACUGGUUCUUUUUCAUCAUGAAUUUUAGAUAUUUUAACUGGAAUCUGUGAAAUUUUAGCUCAAUAUAUCAAAAGCUUUCUGUUAUGAAAGUAUAAUUUUCCUGACACUGUCCUCAACAUUUAACAUAAAACAACUGUCCUUUGA
Acanthochromis polyacanthus (spiny chromis) is the source of this 3474-nucleotide messenger RNA. Its product is annotated as zinc finger protein OZF-like. The coding region runs from base 373 to 2706 and encodes 777 amino acids. Gene Ontology annotation, cellular component: nucleus. Gene Ontology annotation, biological process: regulation of transcription by RNA polymerase II. NCBI's taxonomy places the organism in Eukaryota, Metazoa, Chordata, Actinopteri, Pomacentridae. Gene Ontology annotation, molecular function: RNA polymerase II cis-regulatory region sequence-specific DNA binding; DNA-binding transcription factor activity, RNA polymerase II-specific. The record is from RefSeq and is a predicted model, not a curated record. The transcript has 5 exons.